AUGGAAGAAGAUGAUGUUUACUCAAAAGAUGGAACUGUAGAUUAUCUUGGAAAUCCGGCUAAUAGGAAGAAAACUGGAACCUGGAAAGCCUGUCCCUUUAUUUUAGGAAAUGAAUGUUGUGAGAGAUUGGCUUAUUAUGGGAUGAGCACAAAUUUGGUGCUAUAUUUUAAGGAGAGGCUGCAUCAACAUAGUGCUACUGCUUCAAAGAAUGUCUCUAAUUGGGGUGGAACAUGUUACAUAACACCAUUAAUUGGAGCUUUUGUGGCUGAUUCUUAUCUUGGAAGAUACUGGACUAUUGCCAGUUUUUCAAUAAUCUAUGUUAUUGGAAUGACAUUAUUGACAUUAUCUGCGUCAGUUUCUGGCAUAAAACCAACAUGUCACGGAAAAGAAAAUUGCCAUGCUACUGAUCUACAAAGCCUAGUUUGCUUCGUCGCACUUUACCUUAUAGCUCUGGGCACCGGUGGAAUCAAGCCAUGUGUUUCAUCCUAUGGAGCAGAUCAGUUCGACGACGCUGACGAGAAGGAGAAGGAACACAAGAGUUCUUUCUUCAAUUGGUUCUAUUUCUCAAUCAACAUUGGAGCUCUCAUUGCGUCUUCUUUAUUGGUUUGGAUUCAAGAUAACGUCGGUUGGGGAUGGGGAUUUGGCAUUCCAGCCGUUGCUAUGGCGAUUGCCGUGGUGAUAGUUGCGUCCGUAAGAAAAUGCCGUGUUGAAGCACCUUCUGAUAAGUCUCUUUUAUAUGAGAUUGCUGAUACAGAAUCCGCUAUCAAAGGAAGCCGCAAGCUUGACCAUACAAACGAGUUGAGAUUCUUCGACAAAGCAGCCGUGCUCGAACAAUCUGAUAAUCUAAAGGACUCGAUAAACCCUUGGAGACUUUGCACUGUAACACAAGUGGAAGAGCUCAAGUCCAUUUUGAGAUUGCUUCCUGUAUGGGCCACCGGCAUCAUAUUUGCAACCGUCUAUGGUCAAAUGAGCACGUUAUUUGUGUUACAAGGAGCUACCAUGAACACUCAUGUAGGCAACUCUAGCUUCAAAAUCCCACCAGCAUCACUCUCUAUCUUCGACACUGUCAGUGUCAUAUUCUGGGUCCCGGUCUAUGACCGAAUCAUCGUACCACUCGCAAGAAAGUUCACCGGCCACAAGAACGGCCUAACCCAGCUCCAAAGAAUGGGAGUCGGACUCUUCAUAUCCAUAUUUUCAAUGGUAGCCGCAGCGAUUUUGGAGGUCAUACGACUUAGAACUGUGAGAAAACACGAUUACUAUGAUCUCGAGGAGAUACCAAUGACAAUAUUUUGGCAGGUUCCUCAGUAUUUCCUCAUAGGUUGUGCAGAAGUGUUCAUGUUCAUCGGACAAUUGGAGUUUUUCUACGAACAAGCUCCCGAUGCUAUGAGGAGUUUGUGUUCUGCUCUUUCGCUACUCACGGUUGCGCUUGGACAGUACUUGAGUUCUCUGCUUGUGACGAUUGUGACAAAUAUCAGUACGAAGAAUGGAAAGCUUGGAUGGAUACCGGAUAAUUUGAACUAUGGUCACAUUGAUUAUUUCUUUUGGUUAUUGGCAGUGCUAAGUGUGCUCAAUUUGAUAGUGUACCUUUGGGUGGCUAGGUUGUAUACUUAUAAGAAAACAGUGGGAACUCUUCGCUGA
Vicia faba (fava bean) is the source of this 1638-nucleotide messenger RNA. NCBI's taxonomy places the organism in Eukaryota, Viridiplantae, Streptophyta, Magnoliopsida, Fabales, Fabaceae. The record is from the annotation of a GenBank genome assembly.